Molecule: messenger RNA, 456 nt
Organism: Ambispora leptoticha
Lineage: Eukaryota; Fungi; Glomeromycota; Glomeromycetes; Archaeosporales; Ambisporaceae
Source: the annotation of a GenBank genome assembly
AUGAACUUAGAAUUUGAGAAUCGCUAUCGUCGUCGAAAAAAUCAGAACGCUCGUCAUCUUGGAAUCAUAUAUUGGACUUAUCCUGGGGUAAACAUUUGUCACCCUUGGCAAUCUAUUAGAUCUCAUGCAAUAAACUUUAUUAUGACAAAUUUACUUCCUGAACGCUCCGUUGUCGCAAACAUGGCGAAUGAAAGAACGAGUGCCUCAACAACGCCAAUUGUUAACGAACAAGAACAAUUACAUAAGAAAAUAAUGCCGUCUCCUAAUGCAACACCAACUCGUAUAGAAAUUUGCGAAUUUCAAGGUCAGGGCAAUGCUCCAACCUCUUCUACGUCACAAUUAAGUGAUAAACGUGAACUACGGGAGCAUAAUGCUAUAUCAAUUCAAUCUGCACCAGGCAGUGUUACAUUAAUUCAAUCUGAACCGGGCAGUGUUUAUUGUACUCCUUUGAAAUAA